Messenger RNA from Octodon degus (degu), 871 nucleotides. Its product is annotated as trem-like transcript 4 protein. The transcript has 4 exons. The record is from RefSeq and is a predicted model, not a curated record. The coding region runs from base 1 to 420 and encodes 139 amino acids. NCBI's taxonomy places the organism in Eukaryota, Metazoa, Chordata, Mammalia, Rodentia, Octodontidae.
AUGGGGACCCUCAAAGAUUCAGAACUGUUUACACAGAAGCAGAACACAGGAAUCCUCACAAACCCUCUCCCCUGUGUCCUCCCAGCUCUGGCCACCUCCCCUGAAGGCACCCCUGGCCUUUCCUUGGAUGGAUCUGAGCACAGGAACCACAGCUCCUCGUCCUCCCUGGAUGCUGCUUGCCCCGAGCCCCUGCUCCUCCUGCAGUGUGGGCUUCUGGCAGUCAAGGGACUGCUGCUGUCUGCGCUGUGUGUGGUUCUGUGCUGCAGGUGCUGCUGUAGGGAUCCCAAGGACACCGCAGUGAUGGAUGUGAUGGAGAUUUCUGAUUAUAUAAGCUUCAUCCGUGUCCCAGAGCACUUGGAUUCAUUCCACCUUGUCCCUGGAUGCAGGAACAACACCUAUUCUCCUGCCCCUGAUGACUGAUGGUCGCAGCUCUGUGAGCAGAAGCCAGUGCUCAGAUCGGGGGAGACAACUCCCAGCCCCCGUCAUCAGCGAUAACGAGCACCCUGAGACCCACUCAUCCUGAAGAGAGUGUUCCAAGCUCCGCUGCCACUGCCUGCCCAGCUCUGCCCACACUGACCCCGUGUGGGACCAUCCAUGCUGGGGUCACCCAGCUCAGCAGCUUCCCCCGCUGCACGCGUGCUCCUUGCGUCCCAGGGAUAGGGCAUCCUUCCACCUGCCUCGGUUGGGCUCCAGGAUGCCUGCUGUUGCUCAACUCUGCAAUACUGCACCUCUGUGUGUUUGCUCUUGUGUUUAGGCUCAAGUGAUGGACUGAACUUUGUCACAGGCAACUGGGCAAGAUCUGUGAGCGGAUGCCCUGGGCCUCCUGUCCUUCUCUUCAGACAACUUCAUCUGAGAUAAAAAGGGCUUUAAA